This is a messenger RNA of Lasiodiplodia theobromae, 504 nucleotides long. RefSeq names its product Dioxygenase. NCBI's taxonomy places the organism in Eukaryota, Fungi, Ascomycota, Dothideomycetes, Botryosphaeriales, Botryosphaeriaceae. The record is from RefSeq and is a predicted model, not a curated record. The transcript has a single exon. The coding region runs from base 1 to 504 and encodes 167 amino acids.
AUGGCCUCUUUCAAGAAGCUCCUUCUUUUCUUCAUGGCUUUUUAUCUCGCCGCCAGCGCCAGCACCGCCAAGGUCAGCAUCGCCAAGGCCGACUUCUGCGACGACCUCAAGAAGCUUGUCGAUGAUGGCCAUGUGAGCCGCCGCACGUAUGGUCUCAUGGCCGAGGACCAGAUUGCUCGUUACGAGCAUGCCAUCGCCAGACGCGUCCACCCGGAGAACCCCGCUGGCCAGAUUGAGCCGCCCGCCAAUACCAACAAGCCGCCCGCCAGUACCAACAUGCCCGGCAGCUUCGUCGAGGUUCCCUCCAUCAUCGACUUCUUCAAGGGUUCCAAGGGCUUCAACGGUUCCGUGGGCUUCAACAGUUCCAAGUCUGACCCUCCCUUCGCCGGCUACAUGCCUUCUCACUGCGACUGGGCCACUGGCACCAAGGUGGAUGUGAGUCUGAUCCUCUUCCCUUUCGCCUCACCUCACCUCGCUUCAUUUGUUUCCCAACUUUCACGUUAG